AUGGACACUUUCCAAGCCAGCUUUGAUUGGUCUUUCAAGGCCAAACAUCCCUUCAAGGUGAUUGUUGUAGGAGCUGGCAUUGCCGGACUCACCGUGGCACUGGGGCUGAAAAAGGCCGGACACGAAGUCCUGAUCUUGGAACGAGUUCAUGAGAUCGCAGAAGUUGGCGCCGGUAUUCAAGUGGCUCCAAAUGCUGCACGGAUCCUUGGACGGCUCGGUCUGCUAAGUCAAGUUAUGGAGAGGGCAAAUGUCCGAGAACAGAAUUCUCUGCGUCGCUAUGCAAACAACGAAGAACUUGGAACUGCUCCUUUGAUGCCCCAAGUUGGCCAGAAAUACAAUGCCCCAUUGGCAGUCGUCCACCGAGGAGAUCUCCAACGCAUUCUUCUAGAAGGCGUCAAAGCCACAGGCAUCGAGUUGCGCACCAGCUCUCGGGUCAUCAGAGCGGUAGAUGAAUUUGAAGCCAGUGUCCAGCUCGAAUCAGAGGAAUGGAUUUCUGGAGAUGUAGUCAUCGCCGCAGACGGUAUCAAAUCCGAUCUCCGCCACCAGGUCGCAUCCCACCACGGACACACUGAUACCUGCCAGCCCACCGGCGAUGCAGCAUACCGCAUUAUGAUCCCCAAGGGAAUGAUGCAGGGUGAUCAGCGCGCGCUAGAUCUGCUGAACCACAAUGUCGGUAUGCGCUGGAUGGGACCUGGAGGACACAUCAUGGCACACCCGACCAAGAACAACACUGUCUACAACAUGGUACUGCUACAUCCCCAGAAGCUGGGUACUUCAAACGAAGAGAGCUGGACUAGUAAGGGAGACAAGCAAGAGAUAAUCUCCUUCUAUCACGACUGGGGCGAUCUGGUCCGGAGUCUUCUGAGUUAUGUUCCGGAUGGUGAGGUUAUGGAGUGGACUUUGAAAUCACACCGUCCUUUGCCUUCGUGGCUUGAGAACAGAUGCGUACUCAUGGGUGAUGCUUGUCAUCCAAUGCUUCCAUAUGUUGCCCAAGGAGCUGCGCAGGCAAUUGAGGAUGCGGGUGUGCUUACGUGCGCUCUAUCUCUGACUGAUUCAGUUCCCAAGGCGUUGGCGGUAUAUGAAUUAGUACGGAAAGAGCGCGCAGAGCGUAUACAGAAUAGUGCUACGGUAACAAGAAAAGCACUCCAUUUGCCUGAUGGCGCGGCACAGCGGAAACGUGACGAUGCAAUCCACGGAUCAGGUAAAACCCCUGAUCUCUGGGCUGAUCCUAGCUGGCAAGACUUUAUGUGGGGGACGGAUGUUAUGAAGGAUAUGGUUGAUAAGUGGGACGACCUGGUCGCUCACAGUCACGGAUAUCAUCUACAUACACUGCAGGCAAUCGGAUGCUGA
Penicillium antarcticum is the source of this 1350-nucleotide messenger RNA. RefSeq names its product salicylate hydroxylase. Gene Ontology annotation, biological process: secondary metabolite biosynthetic process. Gene Ontology annotation, molecular function: FAD binding; monooxygenase activity. The record is from RefSeq and is a predicted model, not a curated record. Bases 1 to 1350 code for a protein of 449 amino acids. The transcript has 3 exons. Lineage: Eukaryota; Fungi; Ascomycota; Eurotiomycetes; Eurotiales; Aspergillaceae.